This is a messenger RNA of Morone saxatilis (striped sea-bass), 1440 nucleotides long. RefSeq names its product beta-1,4-mannosyl-glycoprotein 4-beta-N-acetylglucosaminyltransferase-like. The record is from RefSeq and is a predicted model, not a curated record. Gene Ontology annotation, molecular function: beta-1,4-mannosylglycoprotein 4-beta-N-acetylglucosaminyltransferase activity. Gene Ontology annotation, biological process: protein N-linked glycosylation; N-acetylglucosamine metabolic process. Bases 1 to 1440 code for a protein of 479 amino acids. NCBI's taxonomy places the organism in Eukaryota, Metazoa, Chordata, Actinopteri, Moronidae. The transcript has 6 exons. Gene Ontology annotation, cellular component: membrane.
AUGGUUUGUGACAGCAUCGCUGCCUCUCUCCGGCGGCUGCGUCUGGGAGCAGAACGUAACGCCUUGGCCGGAGACUACAAAUUCAAGCCGGUCGUCGCUUCAGAGACGACAGGACAGGAAGUGGGGAGGGGCGGGGGUGUGGGAUGUAGGAAGGAGAGGAAAUUGUGGCAGCACAGGCUGAUCUUGCUGUGCAUGGUAGGCAUCAUCUCCUUCCUCCACUACUUCGAGGCCCUCCGCUACAUCUCCCUGCUGCGUGAGCUCUCCUCCCCCUACCUCAACAUCAAGUCCUUCAUCAUUGCCUCCGCCUUCCUCUCGAGGGAGAAAGGUGUUGCCGCCAUACCGCACAGCCCCACCUCCGUGCCGGGUCCUGUGGGAGAAGGAGGACGGAUGACUCUGGGGAUUGGGGGGGUCGUGGUUCAAGGUGCUGGAACUGUUGGCAGCGCAGGGCUGGAUAUUAGAUUGAGGGAGAAGUCGGUGCCCACCCCCCCUUGGGCUAAACGAGAGGAAAAUCAGCAGGGAGACACUGUGAAUGAGAAAAGAGCAGAAGACCAGUUGAAGCCACAGAACCUGAGCCACCCAGCCCAACCUGCUGGGCCUGACCUCCCAGAGGUCCCAUUGGUGGGAAAACAGGUGGUGUUACGCAAUGACACAUUUCCAGACCCCUUAAAAUCUAUGGGGGACCUCCACACCCGCACUCACCGGCUUGAAGAUGACAAAACCCCUUACUUUGUCCGAACCAAAGCUGGAGCCCUUUGUUUCAGGCAGGGGACAGAAGUAGCUACCCCAAAUGAGUACUCUGGGAAAUCCAAGGGUUUUGUGGCUAAUGGAGCUGGGGCUGCUGGGCAACAGAAACCUCUGGCGGUCCAGCAGCAGCCCUCCAUAGCUCCAGAAGUCAAGUGUGUGUGCCGGCCGGGAUGGCACGGACCUUACUGUGGGGUUCCCACCACAGUGUAUCACUCCAAUCUGCCUACCAAGGAGCGGCUGAUGCCCAGAAAGACCCCACGGAGGGUCAUCAAUGCCAUCAACAUAAACCACGAGUUUGACCUGCUGCAAAUACGCUUUCGUGAGCUCGCCCCAGCCGUUGAUCUGUUCCUGGUUUGUGAAUCCAACUUUACUGCCUAUGGAGAGAAACGCCCCCUGACUUUCCUGCGGCUCCUCCUCAAUGGUACAUACGACUACAUACGUCACAAAAUCCUCUACGUGUUCCUCGACCACUUCCCAGAAGGUGGUCGACAGGAUGGCUGGAUCACUGAUGACUACUUGCGUACCUUCCUGACACACAAUGGGAUGUCCAGGGUUGUAGGCGCAAGAUCGGAUGACGUCUUUGCAACAGAGAAACCAGAGCGUCUGUCAGCUCUACAGGCACAGCAGCAGCAGCAGCUCCAGCGGUUUGCCUCGUCUUCCCCCUCGCCACCUAACGGAGCUCAAACACACUUGUAA